AUGUGUGCCCCAUCCAAGUUUCCAGAAGCUUAUCCUGUAAGAAACAUAAGAGCAAAGACAGUUAUCCAUCACUUGACAAAAUUUUGUACUUUGUUUGGACUACCUCGAGUUAUCCAGACUGACAACGGUAACAAUUUUCGGUCUGCAGAGUUCAAACGAUUUUGUGAGAAGUACCAAAUAGAACAUCGCGUGUCCAGUGCUUAUCAUCCACAAAGUCAAGGUGCUUUGGAGAGAUUUCACCAAACUAUGAAGCAGAUGAUACGAACUGUUGGUGAAGACUCCAGACGUAAUUGGGAUGAAGACUUACCUUUUAUCUUGUUUGCAGCUCGAAAUGGUUUACAGCAUUCCUUGGGUUGUUCCCAGUUCCAAUUAGUUUUCGGACACAGAGUGAGAGGCCCAAUCCAGUUACUGAGUGAAAGGUUGUUGGGAAACGUCUCUCUCCCUGAUGGAAGUCGUCUGUUGAGUGAGAUCCAGUCGAAGUUGAAGAAGUACCAAGACGUGGCAAGCGAGCACCUGAAGAAGUCGCAGUUGAAGAUGAAACAACACCAUGACAAGAAGUUCAGGGUGAAGUUGAGAUGUUUUCAGCCAGGUGAUCUUGUUCUUGUUUUAAAGUCCAGAGUGGAAACUGCUUUAGCUCAUCAUUUUGAAGGUCCGUUUGAAGUUGUUUGCAGACGUUCUGAGUUAACUUAUAAAAUUAAAAGUCUGCAGGACCCUUCCAAGGUUUUGGUAGUGCACAUUAAGAAGGUUAAAAGCAUUUCAAGGCUCCAGGCCAGUGUCAUGUGUGGUACAGGACACAGUCACCCCUGA
Messenger RNA from Procambarus clarkii (red swamp crayfish), 807 nucleotides. Lineage: Eukaryota; Metazoa; Arthropoda; Malacostraca; Decapoda; Cambaridae. The record is from RefSeq and is a predicted model, not a curated record.